Molecule: messenger RNA, 666 nt
Organism: Venturia canescens
Lineage: Eukaryota; Metazoa; Arthropoda; Insecta; Hymenoptera; Ichneumonidae
Gene: RpI12
Product: RNA polymerase I subunit RpI12
Exons: 3
Coding region: 166-540 (124 amino acids)
Biological process (GO): DNA-templated transcription; termination of RNA polymerase I transcription
Cellular component (GO): RNA polymerase I complex
Molecular function (GO): nucleic acid binding; zinc ion binding
Source: RefSeq, a predicted model, not a curated record
AAUUUUUUUUUCACUACGUCAGAUCAGCUGUUCGGCUUCGACGACAGAUUCACACAUGCUUUUCGGAUUCGUGUUUCGUGUGGAAUCAUUCGUUUUAUAUAGUUUAUUUCGUUUAUUAUAAGUUAUAUAAAGUUAAGGAGCACAAAUUAAUCGAAUAUUUCAACAAUGACGAAAGAUUCAGGAAAUGUUUCAUUCACAACGACGCCAGGAUUCUGCUCUGAUUGUGGCACGAUUUUACCAAUUCUCAAUGAUCAUGGCAAUGUGACGUGUUUUGCUUGUGAUCGAAUUUGGGGUUCCGAAGCUUUCGGAGACAUGGCAAUGUCUUGUACUAUUGAAUUCAAUGAUAAACGUACUUAUACAAAACACAAGGAAAAGGAAAGUGCAGAAGAUGCUGACGGUCCCAUAGUUGAGAGACAAUGUCCCCAAUGUGACAACAAUAAAAUGUCAUAUGCGACUCUUCAAUUGAGAUCAGCUGACGAAGGACAGACUGUAUUUUAUACCUGUACAAAAUGCAAAUUCAAAGAAACGGAAAAUUCAUAAUGGACUUCUUUCCAUCACAACUUUAUUGUUACAUUUUUAUAAAUUACAUCGAUUAAAAAAAGUAUUUCCAAAAAAAGACUUUGUAUUACAAAUUUUCUUUCAUUACAUUCGAUGUGCCAUUUCAUA